Molecule: messenger RNA, 3018 nt
Organism: Kuraishia capsulata CBS 1993
Lineage: Eukaryota; Fungi; Ascomycota; Pichiomycetes; Pichiales; Pichiaceae
Exons: 1
Coding region: 1-3018 (1005 amino acids)
Biological process (GO): cellular response to starvation; macroautophagy; protein targeting to vacuole
Cellular component (GO): HOPS complex; late endosome
Molecular function (GO): protein binding
Source: RefSeq, a predicted model, not a curated record
AUGCCUCCUGGGGUAACCUUGGAGCGAUCAGUGUCAUCUGAUAGCCCAGAUAAACUCAUUGGGGCUAAAGUUGUCUCCAAUGACGAGACUGCUUCACUUCAUGUCACGCCUAACACGCCUGGCGAUAACGAUUCGCCAAACGCAUCAGAUCAAAAACAGUCAAUUGGAGACCUGAGUGCAGGUAAUGAUAACGAGUAUACAAAGAAUGAUGAAGAGGACGAUGAAAGAGAAGAAGAAGAAGAAGAAGAUGAUGAUGAUGAUGAUGAAGAUCAAGACGAAGACGAGGAUGAAGACGAAGACGAAGACGAAGAUGAAGAUGAAGAUGAAGAUGAAGAUGAAGAUGAAGAUGAUGCUGAGCCUCCGAGAUUGCGAUAUACUAGACUCACCAAACUACCCCCACGUUUCUUCACCAAAGACGCUCUUUCUGCAUGCCACUUUCAUGAUGACGUAUUCAUAUUUGCUACACACUCUGGAAUGGUGCAUCUGUGCAAACCAGACUUCACACCUAUUCGCACUUAUAAGGCACAUAGAGCCUCGGUGCUUUCCCUUCAUACCGACGGACAAUUUGUUGCCAGUGGGUCAAUGGAUGGUACAGUAGUGAUUGGUUCGAUUACAGACGAGAAUGACAUUAUUGCUUUUGAUUUCAAAAGGCCUAUACAUGCUGUUGUUCUCGACCGUCAAUACCGAACGACUAAGGCUUUCAUCUCUGGAGGUAUGGCAGGAAAUGUGACUUUGUCCACAAAGAACUGGCUAGGCCAGAGAACUGACACUAUCUUUGAUUCUGGGAAGGGACCCAUUACAUGUAUACAGAUCAUCGAUGAUCUAAUUUUAUGGACAAAUGACUCAGGUAUCACUGUUGCGCAGAUAUCUACAAAGACUCCGCUGCUGCAUGUUGAUCUUCCAGAAGACUUUCCGAGACCAGACCUGUAUUGGCCCAAAGUUCACUUCACUGAGGUUAAUCAGUUUGCAGUGGCCUGGGCAUCUCAUAUUUGGUUUUUCCGUGUUGCAAUAGAUGCAGAUGCUCAAACACACCUGUCAAACUUCGUCUCAGCUGCUUCAUUUAGGGGCACGAGUGAUAGGAGGAUAGAAAUAGAACGUGAGGCUGAUCUCAGCGGUACUCUUAUUUCUGGGAUUUCGAGUUUGAAUGAUGAUCUUAUGCUGCUAAAUUAUGUACCCCCAAGGUUGAAGACAGGUUUAAAUGGCGAGAGCAGGUCUGCACGAAGGAAAAACUACGAAUCUCAGCCUCCAGAGUUGAAGAUAGUCGACAGUAUUUCACUGGCUGACUUGUCAAUAGAGGAGAUUCCUUUGAAUAUAAUAUCCAACCUUGGAUUGAAUGACUACCAUCUGCAUCAUCAUAUCGCCAAGGAUAAAAUCAGAUGGUUUCUUCUUUCAGCCAACGACGGUGUCAUAGUGCAAGAGUUUACCAUUCAUGACAAACUAGCCUGGUACGUUUCAAGAGGAAGGUUCCUUGAAGCAUGGAAAAUGAGUGAAACUUGGUUGGCUGUUACUGAAAGACUCAACAUAGGAUUGAAACAGGUUGACAAAUUCAUUGAGGUGGGCAACUGGAAAUCCGCAGCUGUUUUCCUGCAGGAAGUUCUUUCGUCUUCUGAUCAUAUUUCCGAAGAGGUGAGAUUCAGAGUAGUUAAAGAGUGGGACAAUUGGCUAUGGAUAUAUCACAAAAGUCAUCACUGUGAUGCCAUCAUUGAUCUGAUACCCUAUGAAGAGUAUGGCUCCGAAAUCGGAAGAGAGGUAUAUACGGAAUACCUCAUAUCAGUUCUCGAUGAACGUCACUUUGAAAAGUUUCUUCAGAUCUUUGGUAAGUGGAGUAUGUCUCUCUAUAAUCAGGACCAUAUUCGUGACAGGUUGAAAACUUUAAUCAGUGAUUAUGAUGACUCUGUCGAUGACACUUUGGACUCUGAGAUCGCUUUUGCACUGCGUUGGUGUUAUAUUCGUCUCUGUGAGGAAUCUGAUGAGCCAGAGCUUUGUGUGGAACAUCUUCUGAUACUCAAGGAUCCAUCCCUCAUGAACUUUUUGAGUCAUCAUCACUUGCUAGUCAAGUAUUUCGAGAAGCUCCCUGAGAUUUUGACAAUGAACCUCACCGAUUCAGAGAAGCAGAGAAACGAUCCGGAGGAAUUGCACGAAAAGCUGAUUGAGGGAGUGCAUUUACUGGUGAAUAACAUUCAAGAAAUAUCUCCCGACAGUGUUGUGUCUCUGAUGGAAAAGCAUAAUCUUGACAUUGUCAAUUACCUCUAUCUAGAGGAGCUUUCCAAGAUUGAUACUUUGCUCACGAAGAAGUUUGAGAAUCAAAUGGUCAAACUCUAUGCCUGGUUCAACCAAAGUUUGCUGCUUGGCUUUCUGACGAGGCACAAAGACUAUGACAUCGACAUUGCCAUUUCUGUUUGCUUAGAGAAAAAUUGUAUCUCCGAACUUGUUUAUCUCUAUCACAAAGUUGGACAGGAUAAAGAGGCCCUUUCGUUGAUUGUCGGCAAGCUAGAGGAUCCAGAAAAAGCCAUUAUGUUUGCAACAUCAGCAGGUGAUCAAGAACUAUGGGAUUAUCUUUUGGAUUAUUCCAUGGAUCGUCCACACUUUAUCCGGGCUUUGAUGCAAAAAGCAAGUGAGACCAUGGAUGCAAUCCCAAUCGUUACAAGAGUUCCAAAGGGUGUGGUGAUUCCGGGGCUCAAAAACGCUCUUCUUAAUAUAUCCUUCAACAACGAGAUGGACUUAAGAUUGAACAAAAUGAUCUUGCACAUGAUCUCCUCGGAGGUUUUGCAGGUGUCUUCUAGGUACAGAGAUCUCCAAAACAAGGGUUAUGUUUUUGAUGUUGAUACUCACGAAAAAAUUGCAAGUGACACUCUGAUUCGAUUUGCAGAUGAGACAAGGCCGUUGAUGACUGAGUCAGAGCUUUUAGGGAAAGACCAUCUUUGGAAGGGCCUUGCCAAACAGAUAUCUGGAAAGAUCACGCACCUUGCUUUCAUUCAACGGUCUUUGAAGAUGAUGCAAAAAGAGACUGAGAUUUGA